CCGCUGCCGGCUCAGCCGUUGCCCAGGCCAGCGGCUCCCGAGCACUCGGAGUAAACCUGCCCACAGCUAGCGCUUAACGGAACGAAUGUUGUGGUUGAGGAAACCUGUGUAAUUUUUAUGUGUCGUAACAACCACGAGAUCUCUGGACAAACAUUAGACCAGCCCAAAGCCUUUAUGUGCUUCACGGAUCAGAUACUACAAAACAGCAGUAGCGUCAGCUAUGGAGAACAACACAGAAAAUACAGAGGAGGAGAAGCCGAUUGUAAGCAACGAGAACACAGACAAUAGCGCCAAAACAGCAACAGAAGAACAGCAGAUGGACUUCAGCACAGAAAUUAUAGGUGUCACUGAGAUGGAACAAUCACCUGAUAGUUCCCCUGACCUGAAUGCAGAGAACAUGCAGGAGAGUGAAAUUCCAGAUAUCGAAAGUUUACAGACAACAGAUAUUGAGGCUGGCUUUCCUCCAGAUUUUGACAAGUUCUGGAAAGUAGUAGAGGACAAUCCCCAGGAUUUCACAGGAUGGGUAUAUCUACUACAGUACGUAGAGCAGGAGAACCACUUACCAGCUGCCAGGAAAGCAUUUGACAGGUUUUUCACACAUUAUCCAUAUUGCUAUGGAUAUUGGAAAAAGUAUGCAGACCUUGAGAAGCGACAUGACAACGUUAAGCAGUCUGAUGAGGUUUAUCGCAGAGGGCAGACUAAGUGAUACAGGAAGUCUGUAUGUAUGUUAUGUAGCAGUAUCAUCAGACUAAUAUGUUUAAGAUGAGGGGCAAGCUAGUUACUGAAGUUACCGUAAGGACUUUUAGGAGAUGAUGGAGCCAUAUUCCCUAACAAUGAGUGGACAGUACAAUGUGGUACCAGGGUCAGAAGUUGUGACUUGAGAGUUUCAGGCUAGUCAUGAAAUGCUUUGUGCAGUAUUCUGUGGGGAACUGGAGCAGGAUCUCCGUAGAAUUUUUUGCAGUUCAAUUUCUUGGAGGUUUUCAAAGUAUGGCUAGAAUGUGUCUGACCUCACCUGUUGCUGGUUAGCUUAUCUAGACAUCUUACGUAUGGUCUGAGUGAGGACAAGAAUUCUUUUCUUUGCAGAGUUACCACGUAAUCUGGUUCAGUUUGGCUUUGAGGGAUCAGUUAAACAUACAUUUCUUUUGCAAAGAAAUGAUUCAUUUGUAUUAAGUAGGGUAAUUGAAUAAAUGUGAAUGUAAUUCUUUAUACGGAAUAAACAGUUCAGCUUGCAUAAGAAAGCUGUGUCAGUAUUUGGUGAGA
This is a messenger RNA of Melopsittacus undulatus (budgerigar), 1260 nucleotides long. Its product is annotated as pre-mRNA-processing factor 39-like. Bases 221 to 706 code for a protein of 161 amino acids. Gene Ontology annotation, cellular component: U1 snRNP; commitment complex; U2-type prespliceosome. The record is from RefSeq and is a predicted model, not a curated record. Gene Ontology annotation, biological process: mRNA 5'-splice site recognition; RNA processing. The transcript is spliced from 4 exons. Gene Ontology annotation, molecular function: pre-mRNA 5'-splice site binding; protein binding. Lineage: Eukaryota; Metazoa; Chordata; Aves; Psittaciformes; Psittaculidae.